CCGUGAAGUAUGAUUUAUAUUAUGUAGUCACUGUUGUUCAUGUAUUUUUAAAAAUAGUGAAUUAACCUUAACAGUUUUAAGUUGAAGAAGUGUUAAAAUGGCUAACGCAGAUUUUAGAAAGGAUGUGACCAUGCCUGUUCGCCCGAGGAGCGUUUAUACCGCACAUUCUUACAAUCAGGAGGAGUCUAACUUGUCCGCGUUCCAAGACUAUAGCAAGUUCCUCGAAGGCGGCCUCGGGCAGGCAGAACUCGUGGGCGCGGCCGGCUGGCAGCCCCCGUGGCGGGCUCCGCUGCAGCGCAAGGCACCUUUCUACCCCGGAGACGAUAUCUACCAUGCCGACACCUGGAGGGAGCUUGAGGUCACGGACGUGGUGGGAGGCGCGGGAUACAACGCCUCCGUAACCCCGCAUGGUACUGUUUGCCUCCGACUCCGUGAUAGGGUGAAGGUGGACAUGACGAUCGACGGCGCGGUGCGCGUCACCAACGCCAAGAACAACAUCAUUCUGGCGCUGUCCCGGUCGGGUGCCGCAGCCGCGCUCAUCCACCCCAACGGCCGCGUCUACCACUACGGCUCCCGCGUUGAGAUCCAGGCUCGCCACCAGCAGGGGAAUAACAAGUACGCAAAGAUGUGGUACAAGGGCGUGUCGUUCACGGCCGAACAGUGCGCACUGGUGUACCUCGUGGACGCGGCGGGCACGCGCACCACCACCGACACCUUCCUCGACAUGAGCCAGGACUUCACCCUCAACGUGUUCUACAACGAGUCGCGCCACGGCCCGUCGUUCGUCAAUGAAGCGCUGUCGCUGCUGCAGGCCGCGCAGUACUGGCUCACCGACGACGGCAUCGAUAACUGGAUCAUCAACAACGUGCGCGUCAGCCAGACUGCUGACGGACUUGUCAGGAUCCAUCGCUGCAGCCACAAGUACCAGUUGCGCACGAGCCCCAGCAACGGGUCGGCGUCCAUCACCAGCCCAUUCCUGCACUGCACCGCCUCGCUUGGCCAGACACAGCACCUUUUUGUGCGCCGCGGCGAGAGGCGGAUGCACUUUGACGGCAACUCCUUCAUCGUCCGCAACGCCGGCCACUCGGCCGGCUUCGACGACAAGAACCAACUCAAGGUGUACUAGCAACCCCACGCCAACAGCCGCUGACAACUCGACUGACUGGAAUGUUGUACAGAACUCUUAGCCCGCACACAACACGAUGGUUUCUUCUAUUUUAUUCACUUUAGAUGUACGAAACACGUGGACAAGUCGCUUUCAAAGUUUCCGGUGAAUUAGUCGUUAUUUUUAAUCAGCGCCAGUGUGUAAAGCUUACCCGAGUUUUUGAUUAUUUAUUUCUAAUCGCAUUUUUGGUGGCACUGCCAAGCUCGCCUCAACGAAGACUUGUCGCUCGAGUCAUAGUAUUUCAUAGUAAUUAAGAUUACAGUUUCAUGAUUAAGUGUUAGAUCAUCGUCUCAUGAUGUGCGUACUGACUUACUCUAACGGUAUUUUAUUUUUAUAGCUUUUUGUAUACGUUUUCUUUUUCUUUAAUAAUAUA
Messenger RNA from Ostrinia furnacalis (Asian corn borer), 1538 nucleotides. It is a transcript of the gene fest, whose product is annotated as wurstfest. The coding region runs from base 98 to 1126 and encodes 342 amino acids. The record is from RefSeq and is a predicted model, not a curated record. NCBI's taxonomy places the organism in Eukaryota, Metazoa, Arthropoda, Insecta, Lepidoptera, Crambidae. The transcript is spliced from 7 exons.